Molecule: messenger RNA, 2152 nt
Organism: Thamnophis elegans (Western terrestrial garter snake)
Lineage: Eukaryota; Metazoa; Chordata; Lepidosauria; Squamata; Natricidae
Gene: DOLPP1
Product: dolichyldiphosphatase 1
Exons: 8
Coding region: 42-758 (238 amino acids)
Biological process (GO): lipid biosynthetic process; protein N-linked glycosylation
Cellular component (GO): endoplasmic reticulum membrane; intracellular membrane-bounded organelle
Molecular function (GO): dolichyldiphosphatase activity
Source: RefSeq, a predicted model, not a curated record
CGGCCGAUUGGCUGUGGCCGGCCGGCCGGUAUCCGGGUAAGAUGGCCGCAGUCGGAGAGUGCUCGGUCCCCGUUCCGUGGAAAUCGGUGUCUCUCACGCACGUCGAGUACCCGGCAGGUGAUUUCACUGGCCAUCUCCUCGCCUACCUGAGCCUGAGUCCCAUCUUCAUCAUCGUGGGCUUCCUCACCCUCAUCGUCUUCAAGAGAGAGCUGCACACGAUCUCUUUCUUGGGUGGGCUCUGCUUCAACGAAGGUGUGAAUUGGUUAAUCAAGAACAUUAUCCAGGAACAGAGGCCUUGCCCAGAAGCCCACCCAUCCGUCUACUCGAAGUACGCCAUGCCUUCCAGCCAUUCCCAAUUUAUAUGGUUUUUCUCUGUCUAUUCGUUCCUCUUCCUUUAUUUAAGGAUGCACCAAACCAACAAUGCCAGGUUCCUGGACUUGCUGUGGAGACACGUGUUGUCCGUCUGCCUUUUAACCUUGGCUUGUCUAGUCUCAUGCAGCAGGGUUUACUUACUGUAUCACACCUGGAGCCAAGUUGUCUACGGAGGUUUCGUAGGCAGCUUCAUGGCUGCCCUGUGGUUCCUCUUCACCCAGGAAAUCCUAACGCCCUUGUUCCCGAGGAUAGCUGCCUGGCCGUUAUCCGAGUUUUUCCUAAUCCGAGACACCAGCCUCAUCCCCAACAUCUUAUGGUUCGAGUACGCGAUCAGCAGAGCAGAAGCCAGGAACCGGCAGCGUAAGCUGGGCACGAAGCUACAAUGAACGCCGACGUCUCCGGCAUCGGACUACGCAGUUCUGUAUCCCGGAACGGCUGGAACGGAGGCACCUGCCCGGGUCUUUUUGAGGACAUAGCAAGGCGGCUUUUACCAGGCGGAUCGACGACGUGAUCGGGCAGGGACCACCACCGAAGACCCCAGAGGCCUUUUCCAACGCGCUGGGUCAAUCCCGCUGCAUGCCGAAGUGCGCCCAACGAGCCGGAAACCAUUUACGUAUUGCAGGCGCGCAGCGUUAAGAACGGAUGCGACCCCGGGAUGCAAAUUCUUUGGGGGAUGGGGGGGACGGGGACACCCACAAGCACCGCUAAAUUGGAUGGGGGAAGGGGAGGAAGGCCGAAGCGGGGCCCUUGGGCCUAGUCCAUCCACUUCAGCCGAGCUUGCAUUCCGACUCCCAGGUUGCACCUGUGAGUAUUUAAGUUGGGGCCGGGAGGGGGGACCACGUACACCUUUGCGGGGGGGGGGGGGACAGGACACAACGCCCGAUACAGCUCUGUGACUUUUCUAUUGAAUUUCCUGGUUUUCUUUUUUUUAACAAAAGAACAGAAAAGAAAAAAAAACAGCAAUUUGCAGCAUGCAAUCCACGCACUAUUUAUAUAAUCAUGGGGGGGGGGUCAGUUAAUCAAAGGGGAACAGUGGGGGGUUUCGGGGGAGAGGGUGGAGAAACGGCCACCGGGGGUGGGGGUGGGGGCAAAAUUAAUGAAGGUUAAGAGGGAAAGGGGAUUCUGCACUUGGUUGAAGCCCAGGGGUAAUCCACCCUUGAUUACUUUUUAAGUCUUGUGGACUUCAACUCCCAGAAUUCCCCAGUCAGCAAAAGCCCAAGCCGGGCUUGGGAAUUCUGGGACUUGAAGUCCACAAGUCUUAAAAGUCACCAUGGUUGGGACCUCUCGGCUUAAGCCGCCUGCAGGUUGCUUUGAACGCAAAUGCUUUUCCUACACUCUUCACUAAAGCAACCCAACACCCUUCAUUAAUAUGGGUCUGCAUGUGUGAUCAAUACAGCAGCAAAAAAAUAAUAAUAUCCACGAUGCUUUUUGGGGGGGGCGGGGGGGGUGCUUAAUCACAUCCUGGUACUGAGAUGACUCAACCAUGUUUGUGGCUCCUGAGUGCCAAGGGGAGGAUCCCCCCCUCUCCCCAAUGACUGGAACUCCUUCCCUUUCUUUCCACUCCCCCCCAUCCAGAUUUCUCACCCCAAAAUCGGCUCUUGCCGUUUUUUUUUAGGAAGGGCCCAGAAACGGAAAGCUCCCCGCAUUCGGUGGCGAGCGAUGGGGCUUGUAGUUCAAGGGGAUUAGGAGGGAAGGGGUGGGGGGCUGGUUUAUAAAAGAUUUCCCUCCGCCACCCCUUCAAAAAAUUUUAAAUACUCAAUAAACGUGUUUUUAUGGUCUC